Messenger RNA from Dimorphilus gyrociliatus, 1754 nucleotides. Lineage: Eukaryota; Metazoa; Annelida; Polychaeta; Dinophilidae. The record is from the annotation of a GenBank genome assembly.
ACACUAGUGUGUUUUGCAAAUCCAGUUGCCGUGGCGUUGCAUCAGAUAAAAAAAUAAUUAAUUUCUUUCAUUGUAAUUAAAAUUACUAUAUAACAUCUUACUCUAACAUGCCGACUCUUGGGGUAAAGCGAGAUGAACUCUUCAAAGCGUUAAAUAAAGAAUAUACCGAAGAUGAAUUCCAAGACUUGUGUUUUGCUUUCGGAUUAGAGUUGGAUGAGGUUACGUCUGAAAAAGAGAUUAUUAGUAGAGAACAGGGUGAUGAUAAGGCAAAAGAUGCAUCUGAUGAUGUAAUUUACAAAAUUGACGUGCCAGCUAAUAGAUAUGAUCUUCUCUGCAUGGAAGGCUUAACCAGAGGCCUUCUUGUAUUUCAAAACAAAAUGAUUGCUCCAAAAUACAAAGCUAUCAAUCCCGGUAAAGAAAAUAUCCAUAAGCUUCUGAUCCAACCAUCGACUUCACAAGUCCGACCUUUUGCAGUAUCUGCUAUUCUUCGCAAUAUAACUUUUACGAAAGAAUCUUAUCAAAGCUUCAUAGAUCUUCAGGACAAAUUGCAUAGAAACAUUUGUCGAGUGCGCUCUCUAGUAGCUAUUGGUACACAUGACUUGGAUACAAUUCAAGGACCCUUCACUUACAAUGCAAAGAAGCCCGAAGAUAUAAAAUUCAAACCAUUGGGUCAUGAUCAAGAGUAUACAGCUACGAAAAUGAUGGAAAUUUUUGAAAAAACGCAUUUAAGACCAUAUUUAUCAAUUAUACGAGACAAGCCUGUUUACCCUGUUAUCUAUGAUAAAAAUGGGGUUGUGCUGUCGAUGCCUCCAAUUAUAAACGGGGAGCAUUCGAAGAUUACCUUAAAUACAAAGAAUGUUUUUAUCGAGAGUACAGCUACUGAUUUAAAUAAAGCUACUAUUGUUCUUGAUACUAUAAUAACAAUGUUUAGCGAACACUGCAAAGAACAAUUUGUAUGUGAGAAUGUUGAAGUUGUUUAUCCUGAUGGAAAAAGUUAUCUUUAUCCUGAAUUAUCUUACAGAAAGGAGAGAGUAUCUACUGCUGAAAUCAACAAAUCAUUGGGAAUACAGGCAGAUUCAGAUAAAAUCGCCAAGUUAUUGACAAAAAUGUCAUUAACGUCUACUCUGGUAGAUGACGGCAAAACAGUGGAAGUUGAGUUUCCACUUAAUAAGAUAACCGAUAAGCUAAGAAUAGAAAUUGCCGCAGCUGGGUUCACUGAAGCUCUUACCUUUUCAUUGUGCUCUAGAGAAGAUAUAUCUACGGGAUUGAGACAGGAAUUAGGAUUAAAAAAUGCGGUUCAUAUUUCCAAUCCGGCAACUUUUGAAUUUCAAGUAGCCAGAACAACACUACUACCUGGGCUAUUAAAGUCUAUAUUCCAUAAUAAUAUGAUGCCACUCCCUCUGAAGCUCUUUGAUAUCUCAGAUGUUGUUGUAAAAGAUGAUACAGCAGAGGUAGGAGCUAGAAAUUGGCGUCAUUUCUGUGCCGUUUAUUAUAACAAUACAUCAGGAUUCGAAGUUGUUCAUGGCCUCUUAGAUCGUCUGAUGGAGCUAUUAGAAACGAAACAAGACGAUAAAGAUGGCUAUCAAAUUAAACCUUCUGACAAUCCAACAUUCUUUCCUGGAAGGUGCGCUGAAGUAUUCCUAAGAGGAAAAUCAAUAGGCUUUUUUGGAAUUUUACAUCCCGAUGUUAUCAAAAAUUUCCAUUUAAGCAAACCAUGCUCAGCCCUGGAAAUAAACAUUGAACCUUUCUUAUAA